Debaryomyces hansenii CBS767 is the source of this 735-nucleotide messenger RNA. RefSeq lists its product as uncharacterized. Bases 1 to 735 code for a protein of 244 amino acids. The record is from RefSeq and is a predicted model, not a curated record. The transcript has a single exon. NCBI's taxonomy places the organism in Eukaryota, Fungi, Ascomycota, Pichiomycetes, Serinales, Debaryomycetaceae.
AUGCAAGACUGUGUUGAUAGAGGGGUCCACCUUGGAUUCGACAAUACUAGGGAUUAUAACCAUGCAACAGAUAACCAAUAUAAACAACUACGUGCUAAAGCAGAUGAAUUAUACAGAAAGAAGAACCAACUCUCUCAGCAAUCACAAAAUGCUUACCAGUCUGGAGACAAGCUGAAAGCUCACGAUUUAAGCGAACAGUCGAAGAAAAUCUUAUCUCAGGCAGAAAACUACAAUAGACAGGCUGCAGAAUAUGUAUUUCGUGAAAACAACGCCGACAGUGCAGAAGAUGAAAUCGAUUUGCAUGGUUUGUACGUGAAAGAAGCCGAAUUUUUCUUGCAAAACAGAAUCGCUGCUUGUAUUAAGACCAACCAGUCUCAUUUGAGGGUUAUAGUUGGUAAAGGGUUACAUUCUGCCAACGGGAUUGCCAAAUUGAAGCCAGCCAUCGACCAAAUGUGCACCGAUUGUAACUUGAAUCAUAGAAUUGAUCCCAAGAACACAGGUGUAAUGGUGAUCGAUUUAACUAACACCCAAGGUAACCAAAUUCCAAACCACUGGGAUAUUGCUUAUGGUGGUGGUCAACCCCACCAAGCUUAUCAAGGUGCUUCUCAACCACAAUAUCAUCAACAAUCUCACCACCAGAAUCAAAAUCACAACCAGCAAUUUGGUAACAUUAAGACCGGAAACAAGCUUGCAGAUAUGUUAUUGAAGGUAUUCUGUAUGUGUAUCAAUAAAUAG